AUGUCGACAGUAACGAUUACUCAAACCAAUAUCCCGGAAGCUGGAGAUGCCCUGCCCCCUGAAGACAACCAUGCAGUAAGUGUGUCACUGCAGACAUGGGAAAAUACAUUGAAAUGGGCCAGAAAAGACGCGGAGUUUCUCGAGAGAAUGAGAACUGGAUACCCACGCUUCUUUAUUCCUCUCGUUGUUCGAGAGCUAUCAAACAAGCUUCUAGAAUGGGCAACGCGCAGACACGCCUUUGACCCCUUAUGUCCCAAGGCAGCAGCACUGGUAUCAAAACCAGGUCAAGCAUCACUGCUUUUCCCAAAGAAAUGGAUGGCCAAGACCUGCCAAAAAUUCCUCAGCGAUUCUCAAGACGAUAUAGUUGUUCUCGAAUUCAGGUUUUCUGGAGAGUGCCAAAUUGUCCAGGAUUUCAGCCUGACCUAUGUCGGCUUGGAGCAAGAUAUCAUAUAUGCGAAUGUGUUUGCAGAUAAUCUCUUGCCACGGGCCAAGUCCUUCUGGCAGCACGCUGGCCUUGGGAUCUCCAGUCGAUGCGCAUGCUUUUGGCUUGAGAAUGCGCCUUUCCUCCGACACCCGACAAAGAAAACCAUGCCGAUGAUUCUACCGCUAGAGGAAGCUGAAAAUGCUAGUUUUACUCUCCGCCAGCGCAUCUCGGAUCUUUUAGGGACGGAUUCCCAUCCGACAGGACUUGAGGAUGUCUACUUGUAUCCCUCUGGCAUGUCGGCUAUCUACCAUGCGGCAGCAGCCAUUAACAAGAUACAAGGUAGUGAUGCAGUUCAUAAAGUCGCCAUAUUUGGAUUCUUAUACGUCGACACAUUCAAAGUCCUGAGCAAAGUCCAUGAAUUCGACUGUGUUCUCUACGGUUAUGCCAGCGCCUCUGAUUUAGAUCAACUUGAGAAAGACCUCGAUGAAGGCCUGCGUAUUGACGCAUUAUAUACUGAGUUCCCAGGAAAUCCUCUUCUGAGCUCUCCCGAUCUGUCGAGGAUACACGCUCUCGCCAGCAAGCACAAUUUUCUAUUCGUCGUUGACGACACGAUAGCAACGUCAGUAAAUGUUAGCAUUCUCAACCAGUGUGAUGUAAUAUGCACCAGCCUGACGAAAAUGUUCAGUGGGGGUUGCAAUGUUAUGGGCGGCAGCUUGGUCCUGAAUCCUCGGUCCAAGUUCUACCAGCGGUUAUGCAAGAGCAUCGGCCAUUAUUUCGAGGACACGUGUUUUCCCUUAGAUGUGAUGGUCAUGGAGCAGAAUAGUGCGAAUUUCGAAAGCCGAGUUGUCAAAGCAAGUCGCAAUGCGGAGAGCUUGGUGCAGAUGCUUCGUGAUCAUCCAGCUGUCGCGGAAGUGUUCUAUCCUAAAGGGAGCUCCUCGCAACAGGUGUAUGAUGAAUUCAAGAAGCCAGGCAAAGGGUAUGGGUUUCUCCUCUCUAUUCGAUUCCUACAACCGUCCGCAGCUGUGGCAUUCCACGAUGCCCUCCUGGUGGCGAAGGGGCCUAGUUUGGGCACCAACUUUACGUUGUGCUGUGCAUAUACCCUAAUAGCACACUAUUCCGAGCUAGAGUGGGCCGCGAAGUUCGGUGUGAUCGAGCAUUUGGUGCGAAUCAGCAUUGGCAUCGAGGAUUUGCAAUACCUGAAGGAUCUCUUCCGGAAGGCUCUGACAGCGGCGUCCGAGGCAGUCGAGCCAUUCUGA
This is a messenger RNA of Penicillium chermesinum, 1680 nucleotides long. Its product is annotated as pyridoxal phosphate-dependent transferase. NCBI's taxonomy places the organism in Eukaryota, Fungi, Ascomycota, Eurotiomycetes, Eurotiales, Aspergillaceae. The record is from RefSeq and is a predicted model, not a curated record. The transcript has 3 exons. Bases 1 to 1680 code for a protein of 559 amino acids. Gene Ontology annotation, molecular function: pyridoxal phosphate binding; cystathionine gamma-synthase activity. Gene Ontology annotation, biological process: transsulfuration.